Messenger RNA from Procambarus clarkii (red swamp crayfish), 2073 nucleotides. The record is from RefSeq and is a predicted model, not a curated record. Lineage: Eukaryota; Metazoa; Arthropoda; Malacostraca; Decapoda; Cambaridae.
AUGGCGGAGUCAUCGGCCGGACUCCGGGGACCCCGGACUCCGGGGCAACCGGACUCCGGGGGCCAACCGGAAUCCGGGGGCCAACCGGAAUCCGGGGGCCAACCGGACUCCGGGGGCCAACCGGACUCCGGGGGCCAACCGGACUCCGGGGGCCAACCGGACUCCGGGGGCCAACCGGACUCCGGGGGCCAACCGGACUCCGGGGGCCAACCGGACUCCGGGGGCCAACCGGAAUCCGGGGGCCAACCGGACUCCGGGGGCCAACCGGAAUCCGGGGGCCAACCGGACUCCGGGGGCCAACCGGACUCCGGGGGCCAACCGGACUCCGGGGGCCAACCGGAAUCCGGGGGCCAACCGGAAUCCGGGGGCCAACCGGACUCCGGGGGCCAACCGGACUCCGGGGGCCAACCGGACUCCGGGGGCCAACCGGACUCCGGGGGCCAACCGGACUCCGGGGCCAACCGGACUCCGGGGGCCAACCGGACUCCGGGGGCCCCGGACCGGAACUCCGGGGGCCAACCGGACUCCGGGGGCCUCCGGGGGGCCAACCGGAAUCCGGGGGCCAACCGGAAUCCGGGGGCCAACCGGAAUCCGGGGGGGAAUCCGGGGGCCAACCGGACUCCGGGGGCCAACCGGACUCCGGGGGCCAACCGGACUCCGGGGGCCAACCGGACUCCGGGGGCCAACCGGAAUCCGGGGGCCAACCGGAAUCCGGGGGCCAACCGGAAUCCGGGGGCCAACCGGAAUCCGGGGGCCAACCGGACUCCGGGGGCCAACCAGACCCCGGGGGCCAACCAGACCCCGGGGGCCAACCGGAAUCCGGGGGCCAACCGGAAUCCGGGGGCCAACCGGUCUCCGGGGGCCAACCGGUCUCCGGGGGCCAAUCGCUCUCCGGGGGCCAACCGGAAUCCGGGGGCCAACCGGAAUCCGGGGGCCAACUGGAAUCCGGGGGCCAACCAGAAUCCGGGGGCCAACCGGACUCUGGGGGCCAACCAGAAUCCGGUGGCCAACCGGAAUCCGGGGGCCAACCGGACUCCAGUGGCCAACCGGGCGUCCGGCCCUUCAGAUGUGGGGUCUGUGUCCUGGUCGGAGGACAGCUCGUCUUUGUCCAACGAUACAAUCGUCCCGGUAGAGGACAGCUCGUCUGGGUCUAACGAUUCACUGGUCUCGGUAGAGGACAGCUCGUCUGGGUUUAACGAUACACUGGUCUCGGUAGAGGACAGCUCGUCUGUACCCGACGAUACACUCGUCCUGGUGGAGGACAGCUCGUCUGUACCCGACGAUACACUGGUCCUGGUGGAGGACAGCUCGUCUGUACCCGACGAUUCACUCGUCCUGGUGGAGGACAGCUCGUCUGUACCCGACGAUACACUCGUCCUGGUAGAGGACAGCUCGUCUGUACCCGACGAUACACUCGUCCUGGUAGAGGACAGCUCGUCUGUACCCGACGAUACACUCGUCCUGGUAGAGGACAGCUCGUCUGUACCCGACGAUACACUCGUCCUGGUAGAGGACAGCUCGUCUGGACCCGACGAUUCACUCGUCCUCGUGGAGGACAGCUCGUCUGGGGCCAACGAUACACUGGUCCUGGUAGAGGACAGCUCGUCUGGGGCCAACGAUACACUGGUCCCGGUAGAGGACAGCUCGUCUGGGUCCAACGAUACACUCGUCCCGGUAGAGGACAGCUCGUCUGUACCCGACGACACACUCGUCCUGGUGGAGGACAGCUCGUCUGGGUCCAACGAUACACUCGUCCCGGUAGAGGACAGCUCGUCUGGGCCCAACGAUACACUCGUCCCGGUAGAGGACAGCUCGUCUGGGGCCAACGAUACACUGGUCCCGGUAGAGGACAGCUCGUCUGGGCCCAACGAUACACUCGUCCCGGUAGAGGACAGCUCGUCUGUACCCGACGACACACUCGUCCUGGUGGAGGACAGCUCGUCUGGGUCCAACGAUACACUCGUCCCGGUAGAGGACAGCUCGUCUGGGCCCAACGAUACAAUCGUCCCCGUAGAGGACAGCUCGUCUGGGCUCGACGAUACCCUCAUCAGGGCGGAGGACACCUCACGAUAG